UUUGUUUUCUUCUUCAGCAAAAACGCUGGUGAAGAAAACGACAUCGUUUCAAUCCUCACAAAACCACCGAGCUUGUCUCUCUUCGAAAUCUCAAAUCUGCCCUCAAUCUCUUCUCGGGUGGUCAAAUGGAUCGUUAUCGGGUCAUCGGUUCGGAGCCGAAUUGGUUGAUGGUUUACACGCGAGAGAGAGAGAGAGAGAGAGAGAGAGAGAGAGAGAGAGAGAGGGAGGUGAAGGGGUUGGAGCAUAAUAUAAUGGGGUCGUGAAAGCCACGCCACCACCAUUUCCAAGUCUAUUGUAUGGAGGCCAAAAGGCCACCACCUUACGCGUAAAGAACCAAACAACGAAAAGUUAUGGCUUCCGGUGCUUCGAGGAGAUUGUUGAAGGAUUUUUUGCGAAGAAGGCCGGUUUCGAAUCCUGUUGCAUUUACUAGGCAUUGCUCUUCUACGUCGGAAACUUUUCAGACUGCUCCGAAGAUCCCUCAUUUUUCCAAGAAAGGGAGGUUGCUUACAGGAGCAACCAUAGGCCUAGCUAUAGCCGGAGGAGCUUAUGUCAGUACUGUGGAUGAAGCAACUUUCUGUGGCUGGCUAUUCUCUGCAACAAAACUUGUGAAUCCAUUUUUUGCCCUUCUGGAUGCAGAAGUUGCUCAUAAACUAGCUGUUUCAGCUGCAGCUCGUGGUUGGGUUCCAAGGGAGAAGAGGCUUGAUCCAUCAAUUCUAGGGUUAGAAGUUUGGGGAAGAAAAUUCUCCAAUCCAAUAGGGCUUGCCGCUGGAUUUGAUAAAAAUGCUGAGGCUGUUGACGGCUUACUUGCUUUAGGCUUUGGCUUUGUAGAGGUUGGUUCUGUAACCCCUAUUCCUCAAGAGGGUAACCCUAAGCCUCGAAUCUUCAGAUUGCGUCAGGAGGGGGCUAUCAUCAAUCGCUGUGGUUUCAACAGUGAAGGAAUUGUUGCUGUUGCAAAGCGGUUGGGUGCUCAGCAUGGUAAAAGGAAGUUAGAUGAAACAUCAAGCACUUCACCUUCAUCCAGUGAUGAAGUCAGACAUGGAGGCAAAGCUGGGCCUGGCAUUUUGGGUGUCAAUCUUGGAAAGAAUAAGACGAGUGAAGAUGCUGCUGCAGAUUAUGUUCAAGGAGUUCAUACAUUGUCCCAGUAUGCCGAUUAUUUGGUGAUUAAUGUUUCAUCGCCAAACACACCAGGGUUACGCAUGCUUCAAGGAAGAAAGCAGUUAAAGGACCUUGUUAAGAAGGUUCAAGCUGCUCGUGAUGAGAUGCAAUGGGGUGAGGAGGGUCCACCUCCAUUGCUUGUGAAAAUUGCUCCAGACUUGUCUAAAGAGGACCUUGAAGAUAUUGCAGCAGUUGCCCUUGCCCUUCGCCUGGAUGGAUUGAUAAUAUCAAACACGACCGUUUCAAGACCAGAUUCUGUAAGCAGAAACCCGGUGGCUGCAGAAACUGGUGGAUUAAGUGGAAAGCCUCUCUUUAAUGCCUCUACCAAUCUCUUGAAGGAGAUGUACAUUUUGACGAGGGGAAAGAUUCCUUUGAUUGGUUGUGGGGGCAUUAGCAGUGGUGAGGAUGCAUACCAAAAAAUAAGAGCGGGAGCAACUCUUGUUCAACUGUACACAGCAUUUGCCUAUGGAGGACCUGCCCUCAUUCCCCAGAUUAAGGCUGAAUUGGCCGAGUGCUUGGAAAAGGAUGGUUUCAAGUCCAUUCUUGAAGCAGUCGGUGCAGAUUGCAGAUGACUUGAUUGCAUUUAAAUGUUCAAGGAUGGUGCAGAUUGCAGAUGAUUAUUAUAUGUUAGAGGAUGAGUUUAGACAAGGACGAAGAAAGAGGUAUACUGAGCCAUACGGGUGGUAAAUUUUGAAUAAAUACUUUUUUCUCUCUGUAGAUUUUGUUUUCCUAGGUAUUUGUUUUUGUGUUAAACUUUUUGUGGUGGAGUGAGAUGGGAGAGUCGAAGAUGGUGCAUUUUGAGUUGUAAAAAGUACAAUAAAAAUUUUGGAAGCAAUUUAUUGUGCUUUUUUUUAAUUUUAUUUUAAAUUUACCAUAGGUAUUCCAAAUGAACUCUGAAAGUGAGAAUUACAUGUCACGAAAUUACUCUAUAAUCAUCAUGUUAUUAUUGGCCAGGGAACAAGAUUUCUUCACCCUAGCAUAAUGAGUAGUGGAAAAUGCAGACUUGAG
Molecule: messenger RNA, 2163 nt
Organism: Ziziphus jujuba (common jujube)
Lineage: Eukaryota; Viridiplantae; Streptophyta; Magnoliopsida; Rosales; Rhamnaceae
Product: dihydroorotate dehydrogenase (quinone), mitochondrial
Exons: 12
Coding region: 351-1727 (458 amino acids)
Biological process (GO): pyrimidine ribonucleotide biosynthetic process; 'de novo' pyrimidine nucleobase biosynthetic process
Cellular component (GO): cytoplasm; mitochondrial inner membrane
Molecular function (GO): dihydroorotate dehydrogenase activity
Source: RefSeq, a predicted model, not a curated record